UAGGGAUGUGAAGCGUCCCUUCCUGUUUUACUGGCGAUCAGACAGAAACAUUGACGCUGUGAUAUAGACGCGCGAGGCUCGAUUAUGUCUGGAAACAAACUCCGUAAACGACCGGCAGGCUUUUUGCUGAAAACCAACAAGCAGUAAUGUCGCCUUAUAGGGCGUGUAUGACACUUCACGAGUUAUAGUCUACAAAUAUAUUUUUGUACCGCGCUACUGCUGCAACCCUUGCUCCUUCUGUCAAUGAUUGUCCUACUCAUAUAAGCCUACUCAUGGCGGAGACCAAAAUCAUAUACCAUAUCGACGAAGAAGAAACCCCGUAUUUAGUGAAGCUGACGGUUUCUCCGGAAAAAGUCACGUUGGCGGAUUUUAAAAAUGUCCUCAACAACCGACCUGUCAAUAGUUAUAAAUUCUUCUUCAAAUCUAUGGAUCAGGAUUUCGGGGUCGUUAAGGAAGAAAUUUCGGAUGAUAACGCUAAGCUGCCUUGCUUUAAUGGGAGAGUGGUCUCCUGGUUGGUGUUGGCUGAAGGCUCACACUCAGAUGGAGGAUCUCAGUGCACAGAGAGCCACAAAGAUCUGCCACCACCCUUAGAGCGAACGGGAGGGAUUGGAGAUUCAAGGCCGCCCUCCUUCCAUGCCAACGCUGUGAGUAGUCGGGAUGGAUUGGACACGGAGACGGGCACGGAGUCUCUCCUGAGCCAGCGAAGAGAGAGGGAGAGAGAGCGAGCUCGGAGGAGAGCUCGUGAAAAUGAGUUCCCCCGGGUGAAUGGUCACUCAAAGUCGGAACGUGCUAAUCGUGACCCCGUCUAUGACAGUGCGUCAGUGAUGAGCAGUGAGCUGGAAUCCAGUUCCUUCAUUGACAGUGAGGAGGAUGAGAACGCCAGCAGAUUGAGCAGUUCUACGGAGAGGAGCUCUUCAUCGCACCUCAUGCGCAGACACAAACGUCGACGGCGAAGGCAGAAAGUCACCAAAAUGGACAGGUCCUCAUCCUUCAGUAGUAUUACAGACUCCACUAUGAGCCUCAACAUAAUCACUGUUACCCUCAACAUGGAGAAGUACAACUUCCUCGGUAUCAGCAUAGUGGGUCAAAGUAAUGACAGAGGAGAUGGAGGCAUCUACAUUGGUUCCAUUAUGAAAGGCGGAGCAGUGGCAGCCGAUGGCCGGAUCGAACCUGGAGACAUGCUUUUACAGGUAAAUGAUGUGAACUUUGAGAACAUGAGUAAUGAUGAUGCUGUCAGGAUUCUGCGGGAGAUCGUCUCUAAACCCGGGCCAAUAAGCCUAACGGUGGCUAAAUGUUGGGAUCCCUCCCCUAGAAGCUACUUCACCAUUCCUAGAGCUGAGCCAGUGAGACCCAUUGACCCUGCUGCUUGGAUCUCACACACUACAGCACUUAGUGGGCCUUACCCCCAUUACGAAUUUGAAGACUUCCCUCUGUCGGUGUCUAAGACUGACAUGGCAACUAUAGUAAAAAUCAUGAAGUUACCAGAUUCGGGCUUGGAGAUAAGGGACCGGAUGUGGCUGAAAAUCACCAUAGCCAAUGCUGUCAUUGGCGCUGAUGUUGUCGACUGGUUGUUUUCUCGGGUGGAGGGCUUCAAGGAUCGGCGCGAUGCCAGAAAAUAUGCAAGCAGUUUGCUGAAACACGGCUAUUUGAGACACACCGUCAACAAAAUCACCUUCUCUGAGCAGUGUUAUUACACAUUUGGAGAUUUGUGCCAAAAUAUGGCCUCUCUUAAUCUGAAUGAGGGGUCGAGUGGUGGGGGCUCUGACCAGGAUCAUGGUCUUGCUCCUCUUCCUCCACCAGGCACCAACCCCUGGCCCCUCGGAGGUCAGCCAUACCCUUAUCCAGGGUACCCCGCUCCCUCACCAGGGUUUCCUCCAGGAUACACCGACCCCUGUCACAGUUUUCACAGUGGCAGUGCAGGCAGCCAGCAAAGUGAAGGAAGCAGAAGUAGUGGCUCCAACCCCAGUGCUGGGAAAGAACGAAGGCCCUCCCCUCGCGAGAGGGACCAUAAGGCGCCAUGCUGUAGGGGCAGCGAAACAGAACUUGGCACAUGGGUUGUAAGACGGGCACCCAGUCAGCUGAGUCAUCAAAGCCACCCCCGCUCGGCUGUCAGUCAAGGUCACUCCACCCACAGCUACGCUCCCCCCGGGUUCAGCAUCUCACAGCAUAGCCACGCCUCCUUUUCGUAUAGCCACGCCCCCUUUGUUCAACCCAGUCAUUUGUCUUGUGGCCACAGUGAAAGAAGUCACGCCUCUUCCUAUGGCCCUCCAGGUUUGCCCCCUCCAUACUGCAUUGCUCACCUCGCCCCCAAAGUGGCAGCAAGCAACAGUCCUCCUGGUGCUCCACCCGUUCGGGAGUUAGGAAACGUACCACCAGAACUCACAGCUAGCCGGCAGUCGUUUCAACACGCCAUGGGCAACCCGUGUGAAUUUUUCGUUGACAUUAUGUGAGAGGAGAGUGCCUUCGACGUUUUCUGAGCACAAGGCUUACUUUAUGAAAUCUGCUUCUUGAAUGUUUGCUACUGAUGAUCCCUGCACUGAGAAUGUACAAGCUGAGAGCCCGUUUUGAAUCCUGUAAAGUGUAGCAGUCACCCAGUAAUGAAAAUUCGGUCAUUAUUACUCAGCCAUGGGUCAUGGCAAUACUGUUUGGAAAUAAAGCAUGAGAAACAAAAUAAACACGAUACUUGCCACACUUUACUACACAAUGAAAUUCAUCAGAACUAUAAAAUGACAAACUGUAUGACGAACAGUUUGGGAAAACAUGAUGGGGAGUGACAAAUGACUGAAUUUUCAUUCCCUUACAGGGAUAGUUCACCCAAAAAUGAAAAUAAUGUCAUAAAUGACUCACCCUCAUGUCGUUCCAAACUCGUAAGACUUUCGUUCAUCUUCGGAACACAGUUUAAGAUGUUUUAGAUUUAGUCCGAGAGCUUGUUGACAUCAACAAACAUCAUCAAAGUAGUCCAUGUGACAUCAGUGGGUCAGUUAGAAUGCCUUGAAGCAUCGAAAGUACAUUUUGGUCCAAAAAUAACAAAAAUUACGACUUUAUUCAGCAUUGUCUUCUCUUCCAGUUCUAUUGUAAAGUGCAUGCGCGAGACUAAAGUCACGUGACUGCACUGAUGUGGAGGAUGUGUUAUCCUCAGACAUGUUUGCAAAGUUUUUUUUUUCAAACGUACAGCGUGCGCCUCCCUCAGACUGUAAACGAAGCUCGGGUGCACAAAAAAACUGCUGGGGCGCACCAGAUAACACGUCAGCCACGUCACUGCAGUCACGUGACUUCAGUCUCGCGCAUGCGCUUCAUAACAGACACGGAAGAGAAGAUAAUGCUGAAAAAAGUCGUAAUUUUUGGACCAAAAUGUAUUUUCAAUGCUUCAACACAUUCUAACUGACCCACUGAUGUCACAUGUAUUACUUUAAUUGUGUUUUUAUUACCUUUCUGGACAUGGACAGUAUACCGUACGUAGAUUUUCAAUAAAGGGUCAACAAGCUCGGACUAAAUAUCAAACAUCUUAAACUGUGUUCCUAAGAUGAACGGAGGUCUUACGAGUUUGGAACGACAUGAGGGUGAGUCAUUAAUGACAUUAUUUUCAUUUUUGGGUAAACUAUCCCUUUAAUGUGCAUUCAGUGUUGUUUAGAUCUGUGAAUGACACUAAAAGCACAACUGCACUGCCAAAAGUCUUAUUCUUGUUUUCUUAUGAAAUUAUCUAAACAUCCUAAAAGUAAAAUAUAUUUUGUCACUGGAACUGUACCUUUUAAAAAGAACUAAUAUGUACCUUUGAUAUGCUGUUAUACUCUAUCUAGCAGGGGUCUCCAUCCUUUUUGUGCGCAAUAGCUACCAUAAUGGAUAAAACUAUUUACAGGGCUACUUUUAAGAUACAGUAUACUAAAAACUUUUCGUUUUACUUGUUGAUUUUAUUUUAUUUUACUUGUUGCUAUGUUUUAUCAUUGUUUAAUGUUAACGUACAUAAAAGAGGCAAAGGUAAUAUACAAAUAUGUAAUAAAUACAUAUUAAAAGUGAGGCUAUUGAUAGAACGUGCUUUGGCGGGCAACUCACAGACUCCGUGCGGCCAACCUGGUGCCCACGGGGACAAUGUUGGAGACCACUGCUAUAUACUGAUAUACUCUUUAGGUACUAGUGUUACUUUUUGAAAAGGUACAGUGACAGAUGUCUUGCUAUCAGAGAAAUGUAACAAACGUUUGGGAUGUUUUCGCUUAAAAUAAAGUGUUUGAGAGCGUUUUUCUGGUUUUAAGCAAAAAUAUUCAGUUCAUUUCAAAUUGAUUUCAAUACCAUUUUUUACAAUAUUGCAUUAUACAUCACAAAAUUUUGUUCAGUUUCUCUGAAAUCAAGAUGUAAAUGCUUGUCAAAGGAAUAUACCUUGUUUUAAGGAUUUUUAGAUAACUGCGGAAAACAAGACAAAAUAUGCAGUGUACAGAGUUCAUUUAGACUCUGACAUAAAAACCACAACACUACAGCAACACCGAAUACAAAAGUGACAGGAAAACGCUUUUAACAGGAAGGUCAGUGUACCAGACCGUCUGCUUCUUAAACCCUGCUGCUCUGCAUUUUGCACAAAACACAAUCCAGAUAGACGGUUUACAUGUAUCCAUGUGCUGUAUGAUAUUCGUUUCUUACAUAGUUUCAUUUGACUUUGUAGUAUUCAGAAUUGUCCAGUGACUGACAAUCAGACAUUAUUAAGACAUUUGACAAAUUCAAACAUUACUGAAUGUGCUGUUUACUGCAAGGUUGCAAUUCACACUUGCCAAAACCCUUCAGUAUCACAGUAGCUUGUUGAGCUAUUAUUAAAAUUGUUAAAUAAUGAUCAUGCAAAAAUAAUCAUCUGGAUUUGGUGCUUUUACAACACAAUGUAGUGUCCAUAACUGACUCCAAACAGUUGUCUUAUAUUUACCACUGUAUUAAAAUGCAGUAGUGAGAAUGAUAGUUGGCCAUCAUAGGUGAUGUUAAAACAAAAAGAUAGGCUAACCAAAGUCUCUUGGCAAUCAGUGACUCGUGCUUUGUGUUCAGAAACAAUAGUUUUUCUUUUAUGUAUGGAAAAGGGACAUCAUGUUUCUGGUAAAGUGUGAUGGUAAGGUGUUGUGCAAGAAAAUAUGUCACCGUUGUUAGUAAUGUCCUGUCUGCCUGAGCCGAACAGCAAUGAAAUGCUUUGUUCAGUUCAUUCAAGCACUUUUGGAAUGUAACUGUUCAGCCCUUUAGGGUGAAACACUGAUUGCCGUGAAAGCUGUUUGCUUUAUUGUUUCUUCACAAAAGAGGAAUAAGGAAUUGUAAAUAUAAUAAAUAAAUAAAUAUAUAUAUAUAUAUAAAACUGAGAAAAUAAAAAUGAUGUAUUAAGAAGUG
Molecule: messenger RNA, 5349 nt
Organism: Paramisgurnus dabryanus
Lineage: Eukaryota; Metazoa; Chordata; Actinopteri; Cypriniformes; Cobitidae
Gene: dvl1a
Product: dishevelled segment polarity protein 1a
Biological process (GO): canonical Wnt signaling pathway; intracellular signal transduction
Cellular component (GO): cytosol
Molecular function (GO): frizzled binding
Source: RefSeq, a predicted model, not a curated record